CUCCACUUCACUUCGUCUCCACCGCUUCAGAUUUCCCGACCAGAGAAGGCGACAAUGGCGAAAUUGGUGAGGUUGGGAUUGAGGUCCACGACCAUCAUCAUGCGUCGGUCAGUUUCCAACUCCGCUUCCAGCGGCCGCUCCACCGCCCUCCUCCCCCAGCACGGUGGCGUUGCCCGCAGCUUCUUUGGCUCCUCUGUCCCUCCCGUCGCCUCCACCACCAACAGAUAUCUCCCUUCCGGUCGCAGCAGGUCACCGUUCGUCGAGACGGGCACAGGGAGUGUACGUCGGUUCAGCGAAGAUAUCACUCGUAGUCCGAACAUCAAAGAUUACGUGAUUUACUACGCGUACAAGGACCUCAUGGCGGAUACUUGGGAUGAUCUUUCCGAUUCAGUCCUCUACGAUGUGAAGAGUGCGCUGUCCAGGAACACGGACGACAAGGCCGGUCAGGAGAUCCUAAAGAACGUCUUCCGAGCUGCUGAAGCAGUGGAGGAGUUCAACGGUGCGCUGACAUCAUUGAAGAUGGAGCUCGAUGACUGUGUCGGGAUGACCGGAGAGGAUGUGAAACCGUUGCCGGAUGAGCUCACCAUGGCGCUUCGUACAUUCUUCAAGAGGUACGCUGACUACUUGGACUCUUUCGGGCCCGAAGAGUCCUAUGUAAGGAAGAAGGCGGAGAUGGAACUGGGAACAAAGAUGAUUCAUUUGAAGAUGAGAUGUGCCGGACUCGGUUCCGAGUGGGGCAAGGUCACUGUCCUCGGGACAACUGGACUUUCGGGAUCGUAUAUCGAGCAAAGAGCUUAGCUUGGAGGAGCAGCAUAUGAAUAAGCUGCUGUUCAGGGUGUGAUUUCUGCCUUUAGAAUAGGAAGUGCAGGGUCCAAGAAACUCUCAGUUGACAAUGGAAAUGCACAUUGCAGAGGUUUUCGGCUUUAGUCUGCAAUCAAAGGUUUUUUUGUUGAAAGAAACGAGUCUUUGUUCGA
Messenger RNA from Punica granatum (pomegranate), 974 nucleotides. Lineage: Eukaryota; Viridiplantae; Streptophyta; Magnoliopsida; Myrtales; Lythraceae. The record is from RefSeq and is a predicted model, not a curated record.